UUCUGUUUCAUUUUAAUUGUAUACUAAUUCCUCUCUCUGUCUCUCUCUCCAAUCUCUUUGGGGACAAAACUGCUCAACCACAACCAAGGAGAAAGACAGAAGAGAGAUCAUGAUCAAAUAUCAAUCACAUUAAUUACAAAAGAACUUUCCCCAAAGCAAUGUCGUAAAUUCUGUUAAAUCGGUUUUCUUUUUUUGCAGCAUUGUUAAUUAAUAGCUACUGAACGGAAAAGUUGGUUUUUCCGGAGGUGGAUCACGAUGAUCUGGGUCGGUACGGUGGCGCAGACCAGUGGACGUCACCGGAAUGUGGCCACUUCGCACGUUGUAAUUGCGCUUAUUAUUGCAACGUGGUUGUUUUCGUCGUCGGCUUCAUCGUUAGAAGAUGAGCAAGAAAUUCAUGACCCCGCCGGCGCAGGGAGCUCCGGCGCGACUCUCAUGGAAUUCAAAACCUCCCUUGUGUUGUCCGCCAACGGCGGCGCCGUGGAGCGUGCCCUAAUCUCCUGGAACACCUCGAUCAGCCCAUGUUCCGGGAAUGUCGGGAACUGGUACGGCAUGCUCUGCUUAAAUGGUGACGUUAUGGGCCUCCAGCUCAACGGGCUGAGCCUAUCCGGAGACAUUGACAUCGACGCGCUGGUGCCGUUGAGAUUCCUCCGGUUUCUGAGCUUCGAGAAUAAUGAAUUUGAAGGGUUGAUGCCGGAUUGGAGAAAACUGGGAGCCCUCAAGUCUCUUUUCUUGUCCAAUAACAGAUUCAGCGGCAAAAUCGACGAUGAUGCUUUCUCGAGCAUGGGCUCUCUGAAGAAAGUUCAUCUGGCGAACAAUCGCUUCACCGGAAACAUUCCCACUUCGCUGGCAAUUACUCUGAGGCUGCUUGAGCUGAGGCUCGAAAACAAUAACUUCACUGGCCCCAUACCCAAGUUUCAGACAGGGCUUAAGAUGUUCAAUGCAUCUAAUAAUCAACUUGAGGGGCCAAUCCCUCCCACUCUCUCAGCCAUGGAUCCUUCUGCAUUUUCCGGCAACAAGGGACUAUGUGGAAAGCCUAUAAACUCCGAUUGCACCUCACAAAGCCCUCCACCCCCCAAAUCGCCGCCGGGAACAGACGUUGGUGAUGCUGAGUCUUCAUUAUCAUAUACUCUCACUGGAAUUCUUAUGCUCAUAGCAAUAUGCCUCUUGGUCGUGGCCCUAUUCAUUGCGGCCUACCUAAUUUGUCGUCCUAGUCAUUUUCAGCUAGACGGAGGAGCGUUUGAUCCCUUAUUUUCACCCAACAACAAUCCUAGCGUAUCACCGUCACCUGAUAGGCUCAUUGGAGGUAGCACCCCGAACAAUAAUAGCAAUCCCGGAGUAGGGGCAUCCCCAUCGGUCGGGAAGUUGGCAUUUGUGAGAACCGAUAGGACGCAAUUCAACCUGCAGGACUUGCUAAGAGCAUCGGCAGAAGUGUUAGGGGCUGGAGAGUUGGGGUCAUCGUACAAGGCAGUAUUGAUUGACGGACAGGCGGUGGUGGUGAAGAGACUCAAGCAUAUGAACCAGGUCGGGAGAGAAGACUUCCAUGAGCACAUGAGACGUCUUGCUAGGCUUGAACACCCCAAUUUGCUCCCUCUGGUUGCUUAUUACUACAGGAAGGAAGAGAAAUUGUUGAUCUCUAAUUUUGUCCCUAAUGGUAGCUUGGCCUCUCAUCUUUAUGGGAAGGAUCUAACUCUAGAUUGGCCAUCCAGAUUGAGAAUUAUCAAAGGUGUGGCAAAAGCCUUGUCCUAUCUCCACAAGGAGCUAACCAGCUUAGUACUUCCACACGGCCACCUCAAAUCAUCCAAUGUUCUUCUUGACAAAGCCUUCAACCCAAUCCUCAUGGAUUAUGCCAUGGUCCCAAUCCUUAACCCCGAUGAGGUUCAAAGCAUCCUCGUGGCGUACAAAUCACCCGAGUGUAUAUCCUCGCCUCAUCACCCCACAAGGAAAACAGAUGUCUGGACUCUGGGGGUGUUGAUUCUAGAGACCUUAACAGCCACAUCUUUGACCAAAUACCUCAAUACGCAAUUGAAUACAUGGAUCAAUUCCAUUGGCAAGGCAUUAGAAGGGGAAGGGAGCCAACGUGAAACAAUAUUUGAUGACAGAAUCGUUGUCUCGUUGAUGGAUAGUCGGGUGCAAAUGCAAAGACUUCUCCAAAUUGGAGUGGCUUGUUGCCAAGAGGAUUUGGAUGCCAGAUUGGAGUUAAAUGAGGCUGUUGAAAGAAUUGACCUUUUGAAGGAGAGGGACGACCUUUGAAAUUUGAUUGGUUAUGAUCUUUAAGGUUAUUAGUUUAUUGGUGUGUGUUUUGUAAUUGCUACUGUAUGUAUGUACUUGUUUUGUAAAUGCAUAUCAACUCUCAGCGUGAUGUAUAUAUUAUUGCAAGUUGUGCCCUUGAUUGCACAAAAAGUAGAUGGGCUUUUCAUUUAGUUUCUUUCUUUUGAAUCUAACUUCAUAGUGACAUUUGUAAC
Molecule: messenger RNA, 2462 nt
Organism: Cuscuta europaea
Lineage: Eukaryota; Viridiplantae; Streptophyta; Magnoliopsida; Solanales; Convolvulaceae
Source: the annotation of a GenBank genome assembly